UUUACUGACCUAUUUCUUCUUGCUAUGUGGGAGUGGUAAUUAUUCGCAUGAAAUGACAGCAACAUAUCUACACCAAACGAAGACUGGUCACGUGACUGCGCUUGAUGGUACCUCUAUUGGAGAUACUAUCGUCCUCAUUGCAGGGCUAUCGACUGGAUCUUUAAUACAGAUAACCAUGAAAAGUCUAAAAUCUACAAUGGAGGUGUUAGGCACGACGACAGGAAUAAACACACCAAUAGUUAAUGUUCAUAUACAAGACGAAGAUACCCUCUAUGUUUUGGGCUCUCAACAUGUUUACGUGUAUUUGUAUUCACAGUCCAAUUGCUCGGAGUUCAAGUCUCUUGCUGAAACAAUGGCAGGUCGGAACCCUUUUUGUGGCUGGUGUGUCUUCAAACAAAGGUACUACAUAGAAAAAUAAUGUCCAAU
Messenger RNA from Ruditapes philippinarum (Manila clam), 426 nucleotides. RefSeq lists its product as uncharacterized. NCBI's taxonomy places the organism in Eukaryota, Metazoa, Mollusca, Bivalvia, Venerida, Veneridae. The coding region runs from base 53 to 418 and encodes 121 amino acids. The record is from RefSeq and is a predicted model, not a curated record. The transcript has 3 exons.